AUGCCUGUCCGGGGGUUCCGCCUCCACUUCAGCAGUCUCGGAGCACUGUGGUCCACUAAUUGCAUCACCAGACAGCUGUGUUACUUCCAGUGCCGCAGGUUUGCAUCCUUCGAGGUGCUGUUCACUCACAACGGUGACUGGAAGUCUUGCACCAGAAGGAUUGAGGAUCAGAGGUCUGGUAGGACCCGACAGCCAACUACUUGGAUCUACCCUCGAAGGGAAUUCAAUUUGUUCGAACUCGUUGACCAACUUGUACUCACUGUGAAUAUCCCAAUAUUGAUGCCAACAUGUUUCCUCACUGAACCCUUUUCACUUGCUGACAGCAACCAGCAUCUCAAACCCCAAAUUCUUUGCAACUCUUCCCUUGAGGCGCUGGCCAUCUGGUCUGUAAUCCUGUUGCCCCUGCUGACAUCUUCAGCUCACAGCCCAUCCACUAAUGACAUCCUGCCGUUCCCUGACGGAAGGCAAAAUCCGCCAAUAAUACUGCGAUCUUCAGGCACUCAGAGGAAAUCGGUAUUGCAACGUAGCUUGACCUGGCCCCAACAGAAAUCAUCAAUGGACCCCCAAUAG
Messenger RNA from Pochonia chlamydosporia 170, 570 nucleotides. RefSeq lists its product as hypothetical. The record is from RefSeq and is a predicted model, not a curated record. NCBI's taxonomy places the organism in Eukaryota, Fungi, Ascomycota, Sordariomycetes, Hypocreales, Clavicipitaceae. The transcript has a single exon. Bases 1 to 570 code for a protein of 189 amino acids.